CUGGCGGCACAAGCUGCGGGAUCGGACGAUGCUGGAGCUCCUGGAAGUGUACGAACUGGUUCCAAACGAAGCUGCUGCCCGCGGCGGCGGAGGCAACGUGGCGACAAAGGAGCUGCCGAAGGGCGCAAACUUGUCGAGAAGAUCGGCCAUGAGACACAACGGGCGCCACAGGUUCCGCUGCCCGUCAUGCUCUACCUGUUUCUGCGGGGCCUGCAGAGCCACGCCUUACCACAUCGGGUUCGAUUGCGAAGGAUGGGCGGCUCACCAGGCGAAGCCCAAGUGCACAUACUGUGGGGAUGCUGCGGAGGAAGAACCAGUUGUAUGCGGUGGAGGUAACGACAAAACCGCUGCCGCCGACGGCGAGGAGGCUAACAAGGGUGGAGAGGGUAGAGAGGGUGCCCUACAAGCCCCUCCUUGCUGUGGACGUGAGGAGUGUCGUGAGCGCGCAAACGAGGGGUGUCGAAAGAAACUGGAGUGCGGACACCCUUGUCGCGGACCCGGUACGGCGGAAUGUAUCCCGUGCAUCGAACCAGACUGUCCUUCUGCCGAGGUGGAUGGGAACGACUUUUGCAACGUGUGUUGGACCGAAUCACUUCUUGCGGCUCCUUGCGUCAAGCUGGAGUGCGGCCACUUCGUGCACGUCUCGUGCGGCCGCGAGCAGCUGAUGCGAGGACGGCCGACCGCGCGUCUAACGUUUGGCUUCAUGAGUUGCCCGGUCUGCCGUGCGGACAAGGUGUUGGCUCUGCACCCCCAUCUCGGCAAGUGUGAUGGCAUCCCGGAGCAGCUCGAACUAGCCCAUCAAGUCGAGGUAGGGUUUAUCGUACGCAGCGCCUGUCUUGCAUGA
This is a messenger RNA of Ectocarpus siliculosus, 844 nucleotides long. Lineage: Eukaryota; Phaeophyceae; Ectocarpales; Ectocarpaceae. The record is from the annotation of a GenBank genome assembly.